Erigeron canadensis is the source of this 1296-nucleotide messenger RNA. RefSeq names its product probable protein phosphatase 2C 39. The transcript is spliced from 5 exons. Gene Ontology annotation, cellular component: nucleus; cytosol. The coding region runs from base 149 to 1000 and encodes 283 amino acids. Gene Ontology annotation, biological process: protein dephosphorylation. The record is from RefSeq and is a predicted model, not a curated record. Lineage: Eukaryota; Viridiplantae; Streptophyta; Magnoliopsida; Asterales; Asteraceae. Gene Ontology annotation, molecular function: protein serine/threonine phosphatase activity.
AAGUCUUCGUGUCAACUUGUACAAAAUGUCUUUCUGAGUCACCCCUUCUUUUCCUCUAAUAAAUAAAUACUAUAUAUCCAGCUACUACUACUGAUCCACCCACCGACGACCGACGACAGAUAACCAUCCACCAAAUAUUCAACCAACCAUGACUGGCCGUGAAAUCCUUCACAAGAUGAAGGAAAAGGUUGGUUUAUCAUCAUCUUCAGGUGAAACUGGAAAAGGAAAAAGCAAGAUUCAUAAACAUGUUACACAUGGGUAUCAUUUAGUUAAGGGAAAAUCAUACCAUGAUAUGGAAGAUUAUGUAUUUGCACAAUUCAAAAAUGUUGGUGACGAUGAACUUGGACUGUUUGCUAUAUUCGAUGGUCACUUAAGCCAUGAAGUUCCUGAUUAUCUUCGAUCUCAUUUGUUUGAAAACAUUUUAAAUGAGCCUGAUUUCUGGACUAAGACCGAAAAUGCUAUCAGAAGGGCGUAUCGGGUAACUGAUAAAACAAUACUGGAUAAAGCAGUUGAUUUGGGUAAAGGAGGUUCUACUGCUGUUACUGCCAUUUUGAUAAAUUGUAAAAAGCUUGUGGUAGCCAAUGUUGGGGACUCUCGGGCUGUGAUAAGCAAGAAGGGUGUGGCUAAACAGUUAUCAAUUGACCAUGAACCUAGCAAGGAACGCAAAGUUAUCGAGGACAGAGGAGGUUUUGUCUCUACCUUUCCAGGUGAUGUUCCACGUGUUGAUGGGCGCUUAGCGGUAGCAAGAGCAUUUGGUGACAAGAGCUUGAAGGAACACCUGAGCUCCGAGCCAGAUGUAUCAAUGGAGAUGAUAGAUGAUGAUACUGACUUCAUUAUCCUAGCAAGUGAUGGCGUGUGGAAGGUUAUGACAAAUCAAGAGGCUGUAGAUUGCAUCAAGAAUGUGAAGGAUGCAAAGUCUGCUGCAAAGCAACUAACUGACGAGGCGCUUGCAAGGAAGAGCACUGAUGACAUCUCCUGCAUUGUUGUAAGGUUCCAAUGAUCCGUAGUUUGGUCUAUAUUCAAGACAUUCAAAACAACAUAUAAGGCUGCUUGUUUUUGUACGUUUCCAUGCUUUUAUAUCUUUUCAUGUUUAUGUAUUAAAUUCAUCUUGUAAAGGUCGUUCCAGGGUCUCGUUAAGUAUGAUACACUGUGGAGAGAAUGUAUUUGACAUGAUCAGGAACAUGUGAUGUAUCUUUCUUGUUUUUUUUUUUAAUUUAAUACCCACUUGUAAUCUGAAAAAUUGUUGGUGUAAACUUUCUUGAUUGGUUUAGAUAAUUACAGUAUAUUUGGAUAUCA